Messenger RNA from Anoplophora glabripennis (Asian longhorned beetle), 3684 nucleotides. RefSeq lists its product as uncharacterized. Bases 286 to 3360 code for a protein of 1024 amino acids. The transcript has 10 exons. The record is from RefSeq and is a predicted model, not a curated record. NCBI's taxonomy places the organism in Eukaryota, Metazoa, Arthropoda, Insecta, Coleoptera, Cerambycidae.
AACUAUUAAAAGUCUAACAGCACCCCGUUUUUCGGUUAGGGCUCCGAUUGUUACCCUGUAACGACCCUUCCGCGUUUAGGAACAAAGGUGCCAGUGCAACGCGGUGCAUAGUGACCGAUGUGCGGAGUUUACAGUGUCGGAUCUGCAAGAAUUUAACGUCCCGACAGUUAUACUUUCCGUUUAUUAAUGCACAAACAUGUGAGAGUGAGGAAAAAAUAUGGGAUCUCUUAGUAGCUUAGGGAGAAGAGGAUGAAGUAAAAAUGUAGCCGUCCCCCAACCGACAGCAUGUCAUCGCCGUCGCCAGACCCCCAGAAGGUAGAGCACGCAUACCCGUCCAGCGAGGCAAGCGACCACGGCCUCCUCAGUCAUGCCCCCCACGCCUGCACGUGUUCCGAAAAACUUAACGUUCUAGAAGCCCCGAAGACUGAGCUCGCUCACUCCCACUGCGUUUCGAAACCCAAUCUUCACCACGUCAUCAACCUCAGCCAUGCGCCGACGUCCACCAGCCACAUCCACCCCAUCAGCCAGUCAGUGCACGUGCACGUCCAUCCCUCGCCAAAGACAGGGCAGAUGCCCAAAAUGGUAUCGCCUUCCUGCACCUGUCACAUUCAGGAAGAGUGCGAGAAUAUCGGGGAUAUGGACUCGGGGCAGCAAAAUAGGAAGAUGGAGGAGGACAGGAUAGAAGUGUCUCCUCUGCCUCCUGCUUUACCACCGAGGCCGCCGCCUAGACCUAGGUAUGACGGCAGUGGCAGUCUUAACUCAAGAUGUCGACCGAGAACUCCAAAUCCAAAUAGCGGCGGAAUUAGAAAAUAUGUAUUUUGGUGUUGUGCUUGUGGAGGAUUAGCCACCGUAUUAGGAGCCUUAUUCUUAGCAGUGUAUUUUUUACUAAGAUCGUAUACGUCUACUCUUGGGUAUUUUGAGACUAUACCUACUUUCGUGCCUGCAACUAUGUUAAUAUUGACGGGAAUUUGUGUAAUGAGCUUAGCUAGAAGAAAAAACAGAUACAGCUACUUGAUAAAAGUAUGUGGAUUGUGUUGCCUGGUUUGUGCCUUAACUUGUGUACUGGUAACCAUUACGACGACAGUUAUCCAUAUGAACAGACUGCAAACCUUACGGGAAUGCGUUUAUACUCAGAAGACCAGAACAUGCACCUGCUACUCAGUUUUGCUUGAGGCUCACUCCAACACAGAUGACGGGAUGAGAUAUGUUUUCGAUUCGACGCCGGACUGUGAAGUUAUACAUGGAGCUCUUUACUCUUGCCUAAGGGCCAUGUUUGGACUAUCUGUUAGUGGAAUUUUGGUUUGCAUCUUUUCAUGUAUGUUAGUCUACCAGCUUCUCAGCCACGAAAAAAAGAAAAUGUAUUGGGAACAGCUGGAGCUCAGAUGUAGAUCGUUUUAUCAGCAACAGUCUGGCCCUUCGAGCAACCAUGGUUCUAUAAGAGGCCCGCAGAUGCCGCCCACAACCUACUGCAGCUGUUGCGAGGAAUGUCGAUUUCCUUCCGUCCCUGCAGGACCCCAGGUUUAUCCAUGGGAUAAUCACCAUCCAAAUGAGAGGUUUUGGGCGCCAGGACGUAUAGGAAACUUUUACUCCCCAAAUCCUGGAGAAGAGGCAGUUGCCCCAUCGAAUUCUGAUGGGCAAAGUAGGAGAGCCCUAAGCGGAUGGAGUUGGAGGAGAUUACCUUGGAGCAGGGGAAAUUUGGGACAGACAGAAACGCAAAGAGAUAAUUCUCUAACAUAUCAAGGAGGUGUAAGCAGUGCAGACAGCCAAUACGGAUUCAGCAACAGGUCUGGAGGUGAUAACGUUCUCCAGACGGAUCAAAUGACAGGCUCCACUGGGUCAUACAGCAUAUUAGACAAUCGAGCACCUGUUGGUGGGGUAUAUGUUUGGGGACCACCUCCCCCUUAUUCCAACCCAAAUUCACCAGCUAGACGGCAGUUACAGUCCCCUGGAAGGUACCACCACAUGCAUCACCACAACCACGGACACGAGUCCCAUUGUCAGAUGAACGAAAACAAUCAGUUUAGAGGUUCGCGCAGGCCCAGGACUCAACUCAACAAUAAAGAUAACUACGAGAAUACAACGGAACCAGAAAUCCAUCAACCCAACGACAACAGUGAAAGUACUGACACUUCCAGUUGUGUUGAUAGAGUAUCCCACACUCUGCCCGUGCGGAAAAUUAAGAAAAGAACUGACAUGGCCUCUGUGAAGUCGAAUGCUCAGCCCUGCAGUAACCGCACAAACGUGCAGAAUAUAUUUAACCAAAACGGCCAAGACGAGGGUAAGCCGGAAUCGGAUCAUGAUUACCACGAAGCAAGUGUACCUGAUAAUAACAAACCAAAUUUAGAAGCACAAAAGUGCCGCUUCUUGCCAAGACUGCAAGGCGUAGAAAACGCGGCCUUUCAGAAACAAGAGAAUAGUCCCCAGAAAGUAGAAACAACUGAAUCCGAAGUAUAUUUUGCUGACGUAAGCAGUUGCUGUAAUAUAUCAGUAAGGAACGACGGUCUAGACUCAUCUUUGUAUGACGAAGCAUUAGACACACAGAAACCGAGGUUAAUGUCACUACAGAAAUCUGACAAUGGUGAUAUUACCACGAAUCAAUUGUUACAGAAUUUCCAAGAGAAUAUAUCAUCAUCGACGGUGACAGAGGACGAGGAUUACUUGGCGCAUAGGAUGGGAAACAGACAAAUGUCCACCAGAAGCAGGAUGCCUUUUCCUUUACCUAGCUCAGAUGAACUAGCCGAAUUCACAACAGAUUCGUGUAUGCAACUGUUACCUAAAGACAUUUCACAGAACAGUUUAUGCAGUAGUGUCCAAACUCCUCUUACGGAAACAACAGAUGACACUGUAUCUCCAGAUGAAUGCUGCGGGAGCUAUUUUCAAGAGAAAUCAAUGGAACAAACUUCAAAACAGCGGGGGUUCUCGAAUUCCACUUUAGAUCAAUAUUUGGCUCCAGAUGCUCAAUACGAAGUGAUUCCUGAGCAAGACAACUUCAGGCCUAACCCAAGUAACUUGACAAAUACCAUCUCAGGCCUAAAUAAUUUUGAACAGAGUUAUUACAAUCAGAACAAAUCAAACUUUAAUUUUAACACAUCUAAUCCCAAAAAUAUUCCACCAAAGACGCUAAACUUAAAUCAACAGGCCAGAAGAAAUAUCGGCUCGAACAUUUCAGCUCUGAUUCAGAAUUUGGGGGGUAAUCCAGCAGGGUUGCUCUACGGAGAUGCCAAUACAGAAGAUGAGCUCCAAGGACAGGGUUGUCACAGCGAUGGAACAAUGGAUUCAGGGUGGCAAAGCGGUUCUGAAAAAACGGACAAUAGAAAGCAGGAAUCUAGUGAUGCUACUCACAAACCCGUUAAUGUUUAGUUCAAGUAUGAGGUGUAAUUUACAAAUGAAUGGUUGCUAUAAUAUAGUGAUACCUUUGAUUAAUUUAUCCCUGAAAUGUAUCUUUUUAAAUGGCACAGAUUGCUUUAUGCAGAGGAAUUUUCUUAGAAAAAUGAUUCGAACUUCUAAAUGAUAGUUUCUUAAAAAAGGAUUAAAGAAAAUGGAAAAUGGAAAUUUCUAUUUUGAAACAUAUUUUAUUUGCUCGUUUCAUAACAUCUCAAACAUAUGUUUAAACACUAUUUUUAGCAAGUUCGUGAUUGUAUACUUUAUAUAUAUUUAUAGAGUUAUAGUGUAUGUACUGCAAAA